AGCUGUUGUCUUCUCGCAAGGUAAUCUUCGUCGUUGCUCGUCUCGACUACAUCUCUUCGCCUUCACCUGACCUGACCGCCGGCAACGCCAUGCAAAGUGGAGGAGGGAGGUGGCGGCGAUUUCCUUGUGUCGUGCGUCGAUCAUCGCCUCUCUGUACCUCAUGCUCCCUAAGCGCAUCCCCUCGCUGCUUCGACCUCGAUUGUCGGCAUCACCGUCAUCACAACGUGCCUUCAGCUCUUCAUCCAGGCUCACCAUGCGCGUGAUUCCAGUCCCAGUACGUGACGACAACUAUGCUUACGUCGUCGUCGAUACCCCGUCUGGUGAUGGGGUAUUCGUGGACCCGUAUACCCUGAGCAAGGUCCAGGACGCCGCCAAUGGCAAUGUCGAGAAUGUCGUGGGCUGUAUCACCACUCACCACCAUCACGAUCACUCCGGAGGUAACGAUGACUUUGCCAAGGCCUAUGCCAAGGCUCCUAUCUGGGCCGGCAGCCAGACGCCCACCAUGAACACGCUCGUCAAGGACGGCAGCGAUUUCAAGAUUGGCCAGUCCAUCGCCGUCAAGUGCCAUGCUACCCCUUGUCAUACGCAAGACUCUAUUGCGUUCUUCCUUGAGGAUACGCGGAGCAAUCUGCCCGCAAACGAAAUCAAGAGGGCCGUCUUUACUGGCGACACGCUCUUCGUCUCUGGCUGCGGUCGCUUCUUCGAAGGGACGCCAGCUGAGAUGCAUACCGCCCUCAACAAGGUGCUCGCCUCGCUACCCGACGAUACUGUCGUCUUUUGCGGUCACGAGUACACAAAGUCCAACGUCGCCUUCUCUGCCGGGGUUUUGCCCGAGCGACCGGCCAUCCUCCAGCUUCUUGACGAAGUACGCAAGACGAGCGUCACAACAGGAAAGUAUACCAUUGGGGACGAGAAGAAGCACAAUGUCUUUAUGCUCGUCGGUGAUGCUGAGGUUCAACAGAGGGUCGGCACCCAAGGCAAGGGCGAGAUUGAGACAAUGUCGGUGCUCAGAGAGCUCAAGAACUCGGGCAAGAUGAUGGCAAAGGUCUGA
Messenger RNA from Jaminaea rosea, 1051 nucleotides. Its product is annotated as Metallo-hydrolase/oxidoreductase. The record is from RefSeq and is a predicted model, not a curated record. Lineage: Eukaryota; Fungi; Basidiomycota; Exobasidiomycetes; Microstromatales. Bases 161 to 1051 code for a protein of 296 amino acids. The transcript is spliced from 4 exons. Gene Ontology annotation, molecular function: hydroxyacylglutathione hydrolase activity.